Molecule: messenger RNA, 1082 nt
Organism: Octopus sinensis (East Asian common octopus)
Lineage: Eukaryota; Metazoa; Mollusca; Cephalopoda; Octopoda; Octopodidae
Product: 2-methoxy-6-polyprenyl-1,4-benzoquinol methylase, mitochondrial
Exons: 7
Coding region: 10-972 (320 amino acids)
Biological process (GO): ubiquinone biosynthetic process
Molecular function (GO): methyltransferase activity
Source: RefSeq, a predicted model, not a curated record
UUUACCAAAAUGUCCUCCGGUUUGGCUGCUCGACGUGUUUGUCGACGGUUAUUUUUAUUAAACCGUCAGUGUUUAACUACUUUACAACACAGGAAUUUAUCCGAGGAACCUAGGACUGAACAGCAAACACAUUUUGGUUUUCAGUCUAUUCCAGAAAGCGAGAAAGAGAGUAAAGUUCAUGAGGUAUUCAAAAAUGUUGCCAACAAAUAUGAUUUGAUGAACGAUGCCAUGAGUGUUGGAAUCCAUCGUCUUUGGAAGGAUUAUUUCAUAAGGCAGUUGGCUCCGACUUGUGAAACCAAACUUGUUGAUGUGGCUGGAGGAACAGGUGACAUUGCAUAUAGAUUUCUUAAUUAUGUCAAACACUUACGAGCAGAUCUGCCUAACGAUGCUGAAGAUUUCGAUCAACUAAUUAAGGAUGAGUUUGUCACCAUCAGUAGCUCACCUGAAGUUGAAAAUGAUGCUGCUGUGGGGGCAUCUGCCCAAGUGACUGUUUGUGAUAUCAACCAGUCGAUGCUGGACGUUGGUCAGAAACGAUGCGAGGAGUUAGGGUAUGACCCAGCUUCCAUUAAGUGGGUGCAGGGCAAUGCAGAAUCCCUCCCGUUGGAGGACAACCAGUUUGACGCCUACACCAUUGCCUUUGGGAUUCGCAACGUGACUCACAUAGACAAGGCUCUUGAAGAAGCUUAUCGGGUCCUCCGUCCAGGUGGAAGAUUCCUCUGUUUGGAGUUCAGCCAAGUACCAAAUUUUGCAAUACGCAACGUCUAUGAUUUUUAUUCGUUCCAAGUGAUCCCUGUUCUGGGGCAGGUCCUUGCUGGGGACUGGAAAUCUUAUCAGUACCUUGUGGAAAGCAUACGUCAGUUUCCUGACCAGGAACAAUUUGCAUCUAUGAUUCGCGCGGCCGGAUUCCGAAUGGUGACCUAUGAAAACUUAACCUUUGGUGUGACUGCUUUACAUUCAGGCUUCAAACUCUGAAAAUUACUUUGAAAUUGCCAUUAUGUGAUAUUUAGUUGCAGUGUCUCAAGUUCAAAUCCUGCCUGUUCCACGCUGCUUUUAAUACUUCCAAGGGUUCAUAAAAUACAUUA